Messenger RNA from Drepanopeziza brunnea f. sp. 'multigermtubi' MB_m1, 1926 nucleotides. RefSeq lists its product as uncharacterized. NCBI's taxonomy places the organism in Eukaryota, Fungi, Ascomycota, Leotiomycetes, Helotiales, Drepanopezizaceae. Gene Ontology annotation, molecular function: metalloaminopeptidase activity; zinc ion binding. The record is from RefSeq and is a predicted model, not a curated record. Gene Ontology annotation, biological process: proteolysis. Gene Ontology annotation, cellular component: fungal-type vacuole.
AUGGUCAAGAACACCCUGCGCGGCAGCCGCUCGACUUCGGCCCUCCGAAACCGCGUCGAAGAUGACCAAGUGCUCACAGCCCGUGAACGCGAAGAUAGAACGCGCACAAACCAUGGACACCUCGCAGAGGCCGAAGCUGUUCUCGCAUAUUUUGGGAUUCCCUCUCUAGGAAGGGGCAGCAGCGGCAUGGAAACAAUGCAUUACACCAAGGCGGACGAGGCCGCUGGAGUUGCCCAGGCCACGAAACCAACGGUUCGUUGGGGCUCCGUGUCCGAGGCCGUGGAUCAGCCACCGCGGGAUGAGAACAUAGAAGAGGUGAUGCAGCGUUGCAGACGUGCUGCCGAGCAUAAGCUGAAGAGGAUCAGACACAUGUCGAAUGGGCAGCCAACCCUGGAGGAUACCUUGAGGCUGGAUCCGGACUUUAAGAGCUUGUUUGAGAAGUUCAACGAGAGUCGACGCGUUCCGGGGAGGAGCCUGAUAUCGAAUGGGCUGCUGGCGGAGGGGAGCACUCUCAAGAGUCCGGAGGCUUAUUGCCAGCCUUUCUGCGACUUCUUGACGGAGAAUCCUACCGUGUUCCAUGCAGUGAAUUACUUUGAGGAGAAGCUGGAGAAGGCCGGGUUCACCAAGCUAUCCGAGCGCAAGACCUGGACCGAAGAAUUGGAAGCGGGUGGCCAGUACUUUAUCACGAGAAACGGAAGCUCGUUGAUCGCCUUCUCUGUUGGCGGUGGAUACAAGUCAGGUAAUGGAGUCGCGAUGGUUGCCGGGCACGUCGAUGCAUUGACUGCACGACUGAAGCCUGUGAGUAACAAGAAAACAUCCGCCGGCUAUCUGCAGCUUGGUGUGGCGCCGUACGCUGGAGGUUUAAAUACCACUUGGUGGGAUAGAGACCUUGGGAUUGGAGGAAGAGUUCUGGUCAAAGAUCCCAGCACGGGGAAGAUUAAUAUAAAGCUGGUCAAGUUGGGCUGGCCCAUCGCAAGAAUUCCUACCCUGGCACCUCACUUCGGUGUGGGCAUGCUGGGUUCAAACAAUGCUGAGACCCAGGCCGUCCCCAUCAUUGGUCUUGACAGCUCCGAUGGUUCAUCUGCCGAGGAGUUUAAGAACCAGACACUGGGUGGUGAGGGUGCAUUUACUGCCACGCAGCCACCGAAGCUUGUCCGAGCCAUCGCUGGAGAGCUGGGCAUUCAGGACUAUUCGUCAAUUGUCAAUUGGGAGCUGGAGCUAUACGAUACCCAACCUGCUCAAACCGGCGGUCUCGAGAAGGAAUUCAUCUUCGGUGGCCGCAUCGACGACAAGAUCUGCUCAUGGGCCGCAAUUGAAGGCCUCCUGGCAUCCGCUUCAGCUCCUACAUCUGAGACAGAUGGGAUUGUUAAGCUUGUCGGUGUCUUUGACGAUGAGGAGAUCGGAUCCCAACUCCGUCAAGGCGCCAAGUCGAACUUCCUCCCCGGUGUAGUUGAGCGCAUCGCCGAAGCCUUCUCCCCAUCUGGCUGUAGCGCAAACGUUCUCUCUCAGACUUACGCCAACUCCUUUCUCAUCUCCGCGGACGUCACACAUGCCGUCAACCCCAAUUUCCUGGGCUCGUACCUCGAGGGCCACGCGCCAAGACUGAAUGUCGGUCUGGCAAUUGCCGCCGACUCGAAUGGACACAUGACGACCGACUCGGUCUCGACGGCUCUCCUGACCCAGGUCGCCGAGAAGAGUGGUAGCAAGCUUCAAGUUUUCCAGAUCCGAAACGAUUCGCGAAGUGGCGGCACCGUUGGGCCCAUGCUCAGCUCGGCCAUGGGUGUUAGGGCCAUCGAUGCCGGUAUAGCUCAACUGAGCAUGCACAGUAUCCGUGCUACGGUAGGAUCCCAAGAUCCGGGUCUCGGGGUCAAGCUGUUCAAAGGCUUCUUUGAUCAUUUUGAGAGCGUUGAUGCGGACUUCGAGUAG